Paramecium tetraurelia is the source of this 825-nucleotide messenger RNA. RefSeq lists its product as uncharacterized. Lineage: Eukaryota; Ciliophora; Oligohymenophorea; Peniculida; Parameciidae. The record is from RefSeq and is a predicted model, not a curated record. The transcript is spliced from 4 exons.
AUGCAUAUCUCAAAUAAAUAAUAAUAAGAUUCGUCAAUUUACGAAGUUCAAAAACUUGAGGCCUCUUUAAAAUUCGAUCAUAGAUAGAGUGCUGUACCUGAGAACCCUUGCUACAACUUUCGUUUUAGAAUUUUCAUUUUUUUCAGUUAUAUUGUGAUUACCCAAAUCGGCGAGAUUUUGGGUACCCCUCAGGAUGACAUCAAAGGCAUAUUUGAUAUAGGCCACGACUUCACAGAUGGCAUCAAUCAAUUAUAUCAUUCUCAUACAUGGUUUGCUUCUCUAAUGCAAGUCAUCUCUGGCCUCAUUUUAGACUUUGCAUUUUUCUAUGUCAGUCUCUACUGGGUAUUUUAUGUGAGAAAUUUCAGACUAUUUGCUGCUUUAAUCAUAUUCUAUGGAAUAAGGGCAAUUCAUUUGAAUAUUUUUAAACUACAGUUUGCUGAUAAUUACUACUGGAAGGAUCCAGGAGUCCCCACAUUUGUUGUAAAAUACGGGAAUUAUUCAGAUUUCUUUUACUCUGGUCAUGUGGGAUUCUUGGUUAUCUGUGCUUUGGAAAUGAGGAAAUUGGGUAAGAGGUGGUUUGCCUUGUUCUUUUUUGUUUCUUCUUUCUUUCAGGCUUUUAUUGUUAUAUCUUUUAGAAUUCAUUAUACAAUUGAUGUGCCCGCAGGAUAUAUUUACGCGCAUUACUUUUAUAACUUGGUUUGCUAUUGGGAAGUAAGAAUUGACCAUACUUUAUAUUGGAUAUCUACUAAAUGUUCGAGUGUUAAGAUUUCCUAGUCUUCUACACUUUAAACUAAAAUCCCUGAUUUAGAUACAGAAAAGCAUUGA